Molecule: messenger RNA, 567 nt
Organism: Culex quinquefasciatus (southern house mosquito)
Lineage: Eukaryota; Metazoa; Arthropoda; Insecta; Diptera; Culicidae
Exons: 2
Coding region: 2-493 (163 amino acids)
Source: RefSeq, a predicted model, not a curated record
GAUGGUGGUCAAAAAAAACGGUGGCGCCCUAAAAGGAGGAAGCAAGAUUCGGCUUAAAAGAAUGCAACUUCCGGACGGAACAUUAAUGGAAACGAGCGUGUUCCGGGGCCGGUGUUGGGUGCGAAGAGCCUGCCAACGGAGCUGUACCACGAUGAACCUGCGGAAAGCAAAACCGGUGGAGACAGGUCAGCCGUCGGAACCGUUUCCUGCGCUUGCGAAGGGUUCGAGACGGAUCGGUCUUUCGUCUAUUUCGUGGUGGGGACAGCCUUUUCAGUGCGGGAGUUUGCAAAAAGGAUUGGCCAGGAACAGCCGCGAAGUGUACGCCGGGAAUCGAAAGGCCGCGCUACUGGUGGCGAGCAGUCUGAAGGAACAGAGGAGUACAGUGGUGGCAACCUGGAAGUGGCCAUUGUUAUCCUUGAGCUGGCCGGAAUCUCUCAGAGCUAAAGCCGCCGACCAAACCGAGCAGCGCGACCUGCUACAUGGUGUUGGUUAGUCAAACACUAUUCUUACUUUAGUUUUAACUCAAAUUGUUUUUUCUUCACCCUACAGGACGGCAUGAUUGAGAGA